This is a messenger RNA of Orussus abietinus, 1543 nucleotides long. RefSeq names its product ornithine aminotransferase, mitochondrial-like. The transcript has 6 exons. NCBI's taxonomy places the organism in Eukaryota, Metazoa, Arthropoda, Insecta, Hymenoptera, Orussidae. The record is from RefSeq and is a predicted model, not a curated record. The coding region runs from base 159 to 1427 and encodes 422 amino acids. Gene Ontology annotation, cellular component: cytoplasm. Gene Ontology annotation, molecular function: identical protein binding; L-ornithine transaminase activity; pyridoxal phosphate binding.
AAACAAUGCCGGUCCGUACCUCCACGGUAUAAAUAAAAGCAAUCAGGGAUCUUUCCAUCAGAUAUUUAUUAAAAGUCGCUUGAUGAAGAUCUCCACCUCGUUCCAUCGACCUCUUCGACCCUGCGAAAAGUAAUCAAGCCCGGUAAUAAUUAAGCAUCAUGCAGUCGAUAAGAAAGCAAAUCCUUACCGUAAUGAGGGAGGCGGAGGUGAAGAGGCUCCUGAGUAGUCAGGAAAUUAUAAAUCGGGACGAGAAGUACGGAGGGAUACAUUUCAAGCCCUUGCCGGUGGUUCUCGCCAAAGGGGAGGGUGCCUUUCUAUGGGACAUCGAUGGCAAAAGGUACCUCGACUUCCUGGCAGGAUUCUCGACGAUGAAUCAAGGCCAUUGCCACCCACGUUUAGUCAAGGCCAUGCGAGAUCAAGCGGGAAAACUUACGCACACGUCUAGGGCCUUCUUCACGGUUCAACAUGGCGAGCUGGCGGAAUACUUGACGAAGCUCCUGGGUUGGGACAGAUUUUUGCCUAUGAACACGGGCGUCGAAGCUGGUGACACCGCGUUGAAGAUUUCAAGGCGCUGGGCGUACAGAGUGAAGAAGGUGCCCAGUGGAAAGGCCACAAUCGUAUUCGCAAAAGGUAAUUUUUGGGGUCGCUCAUUAGCCGCGAUCUCUGCAUCCACGGAUCCAAAUUGCUACACGGAUUUCGGACCAUACGUGCCACGUUUCGAUAAGGUCCCUUACGACGACUUGAAAGCUCUGGAGGAGAAGUUCAAGGAAGACCCCACCGUUUGUGCGUUCAUGGUCGAACCGAUCCAAGGCGAGGCUGGAGUUAUCGUUCCUAAGGAAGGGUAUCUGAAGGGAGUUAGAGAGCUUUGUACAAAGUAUAAUGUUCUUUGGAUCGCCGAUGAGGUUCAAACCGGGCUUUGCAGAACAGGAGCCAGAUUGGCGGUGGAUCAUGAAAACCAAAGGCCAGAUAUUUUAGUCCUUGGAAAAGCUCUGUCAGGAGGAAUGUAUCCUGUCUCUGGAGUUUUGGCUGAUGAUGCGGUAAUGCUUUGCUUGCAAACGGGAACCCAUGGAAGCACUUUUGGAGGAAGUCCUCUCGCCUGUACAGUAGCAUUGGAAGCGGUAAAGAUUUUAGAAGAAGAGAACCUUGCGGAAAAUGCCAGAAAACUAGGGGACGUCCUGAAAGAAGAAUUGGGAAAAUUACCAAAGGACAUCGCUACCGAAUUUCGAGGCCGUGGUCUGUUAGCCGGUCUCGUUAUUAACAAGGAAUUCGCAGAAGGCUGGGAUAUCUGUCUUAAAUUGAGAGACGCUGGAUUAUUGACGAGACCAGCUCAUGGUCAAAUUAUCAGAAUAUCGCCUCCACUUACGAUCACCGAAGAGCAGUUAAGAGAGGGCUUGAAUAUCCUUACGACUACCCUACGAAAAAUGUAACAAUUAAUUUGUAAUAUUUUUAUUAUACGAUAUAUGAAAGUAUUCAAAGCACCAAAGUAUGGGAAUAUUAACUGUAAUGUUUUAAAUUACCUUCUAAUAUAAGAGACUUUAACGAA